GAGAGGCUGUAAUUUGAGAGUAGCAGAGAGGUAUUAUUAGCCAAAAACCGAAGCGCGGCACUUGAGACAUCCAGAUGUUGCGUUUGAGGCACCAAGUGAAGUCGGGAGUACAACUGUUUCCACGCUGAAACAAACUUUAACACAUUGCUUUUCCUGUUCACCAGCAGUAAUGGAAACUGACAGGCUCGAUUAAAAGGAAGAGAAGUGAGGCUGUUAUAACAUUUCCACGCCAUUUUUACCUGUUUGGACAAAAGGACAACAACAAAGCCUGAAUUUAACUGCGCAGCUUGGACGUUUAAACCUGAUUGAAAUGUUUGUGUUUCUACGCCGGGUUGGAGUUAAAUAGUCCACCAAGCUGACACUGUCGCUAAAAUAACGUUUCAAACUUUAACAUUUAAUAUCUGUCAGCGUGUUUGGGACAAGUGGGCAUCAUGGUUUUUCUUCACUUGCUCCUGUGUGCCGGGGUGUUAUCACUGCCUAUGUGUGGAGCCUUUUUCACCGGACCGUUACAACCGGAGAUGUCUAACGGCACUUUUCAUCAUUAUUUCGUGCCGGACGGAGACUACGAGGACAACGACGACCCGGAGAAAUGUCAGAUGCUUUUCAAAAUGACCGACGAGCGAAAGUGCGGUCUCGACGAGGACCAGGACGCCGUCAUACGGGAUGAUUUCACUAUCAUCAAGAGGCAGAUUGAGGACUCGGCCAGGGUGCUGGAGGGGAUCGGCAAAAGCAUCACGUACGACCUGGACGGAGAGGACAGCUACGGGAAAUACCUGCGGAGGGAGACGGCUCAGAUAAGCGAGGCGUUUACAAACUCGGAGAAAUCUCUGCUGGAGCUGGAGGUGAAAUUCAAGCAGAGCCAGGAGAGUGAGCUAAAGGAGGAGCACCGGCUCAACGAAGACUUUCUGAACAUGAUUGUGCACACACGGGACGUCCUGAAGGACACGGUGGACAUUUCUCUGGGACUGAAGGACAAGCACGAGCUCCUGUCUCUGAUCAUCCGCAGCCACGGCACGAGGCUGAGCAGACUGAAGAACGAAUACAUGAAGUUCUGAGAGAAAGUAGUUCCUACACGUCUCAUUAUAGUACUAUUUUUUAUUUUCGUUAUGGUGGAGUGUGUGACCAUGAGGCAGAGGCAGGAAUUAAGCAAUUUGAGCAGUCAUAUCAGGGAUACAAACUAAACUUAACGGGCCAGUUCAACUAAAUAAAAAAUAAAAAAAAUA
Messenger RNA from Sander lucioperca (pikeperch), 1223 nucleotides. RefSeq names its product fin bud initiation factor b (gene fibinb). The coding region runs from base 432 to 1055 and encodes 207 amino acids. The transcript has a single exon. The record is from RefSeq and is a predicted model, not a curated record. NCBI's taxonomy places the organism in Eukaryota, Metazoa, Chordata, Actinopteri, Perciformes, Percidae.